CCGGUGAGUUCCGGAUGCUGAAGCGGAUCUGAACACACAGCUGCUCUCGGGACUUUCUCUACAUCCACGGAGUUGUGUCAGGACUCCCAAUUGUGGGUGAAACAAGAGGUCUGGCAAUGGCAUGCAAUUUAAGAUUUCAAGCCCGGACGCAUGCUUGCUGUCGCACUGCAAUACCACUGCUGCUCCUCUUCACCUUGGUUUUGGUGCUGGCUGAAGGAGGCCAGGACUACUACAAAUUACUUGGAGUCGGCAGGGAAGCGACCACCAGAGAGAUAAGACAGGCUUUCAAGAAGCUUGCGCUUACUAUGCACCCUGACAAAAAUCCUGGUGAUGCAUCAGCCCACGACAAAUUCCUGCAGGUCAAUCGUGCAUAUGAGGUUCUGAAGGAUGAAGACCUCAGAAAAAAGUAUGAUAAAUAUGGAGAAAAAGGAUUAGAUGAGCAGCAGGGCGGACGCUAUGAGAGCUGGAACUUUUACCGCUAUGACUUUGGAAUAUAUGAUGAUGAUUUGGAAAUCAUCACCCUGGACAGCAGUGAUUUUGAUGCUGCAGUAAACUCUGGAGAAAUGUGGUUCAUAAACUUUUACUAUCCACGCUGCUCCCACUGUCAUGACCUUGCUCCCACGUGGAGGGAGUUUGCUAAGGAGAUGGAUGGUGUGAUCAGAAUUGGAGCAGUGAAUUGUGGUGACAACAAUUAUCUCUGCCGGAGGAAAGGCAUCCAGAGUUACCCCAGUCUCUUUGUCUACAGAGCAGAACAGAGACCAGAGAAGUUCGUUGGAGAGCGAACAAAGGACAACCUGGUUCGCUUCGCCAUGCAGUUCAUUACAACUACCAUUACUGAGCUCUGGCAAGGUAACAUCUUCAAGGAGAUUGAGAGUGCCUUCUCUGUUGGAAUGGGCUGGCUGAUCACCUUCUGCGCGGAAACUGGAGACUGCUUGGAGAGAAGAAACCGACAGAAGCUAGCAGGGAUGUUGGAUGGUCUUGUCAAAGUUGGAUGGAUUGACUGUCAAACCCAGCAGCAGCUAUGUGAAAGUUUCAGGGUAUCUACUGGAGCGACUGCCCUGUUUCCCCCUGGAAGUUCUCUGGACCAACAAGGCAGUGUGCUGUGGCUCAAGUCUUUGGAUAGUAGGGAGAUCUACAAUCAAGUCAUUGAGCAUUUGCCCGACUUGCAGCUUCUGAACAGUGACAGCUUUGAGGACAAGUUGGCCCAUCACCGCUGGUUGGUCAGUUUUACUUUUGGCAACAGAAAUGAUGGCUCAAAUGAGUACAAGAAGCUGCAAGCUUUUCUCCGCAGUGACCACAUCCAGGUUGGCAGAGUGGAUUGUUCCAAAGACUCAGCGUUGUGUCGGUCUCUCUACAUAAAUAAACCUUGUGUGGCAAUCUUCAAAGGACUAGGCAUCCAUGACUUUGAGAUCCACCAUGGUAAAGACCUGUUGUACAACAUUGUGGCUUUUGCAAAGGACAGCGUUCGCUCACACGUCACAACACUCAAACCAGAAAACUUCCCCUCUGACAGAAAGGAGCCUUGGUUGGUUGACUUCUUUGCCCCUUGGUGUCCACCUUGUCGGGCUUUGCUUCCUGAGCUGCGAAAAGCUUCAAUCCAACUGCAUGGUCAGAUGAAGUUUGGAACGCUGGACUGCACCAUCCACCAAAGUUUGUGCUCACAGUAUAAUGUACAGGCAUAUCCUACCACAGUCAUCUUCAAUGGCUCCUCUGUUCACGAAUAUGAAGGACAGCACUCCGCAGAUGGCAUUCUGGAGUUCAUACAGGAUCUGGUAAAUCCAUCAGUGGUGGUGCUGGACCCGGUCAGUUUUGUUGAGAGAGUUGAAGGCCGUGCUGUGGAUCAGAUAUGGGCUGUGGAUUUCUUUGCACCAUGGUGCGGCCCAUGCAUGGCUCUUUUGCCAGAGUGGAAACGAAUGGCUCGGAUGCUGUCAGGUGACAUUCUUGUGGGCUCUGUUGACUGUCAGCGCUUCCAGUCAUUCUGUCGAGAUCAGGGUGUGAGGGCAUAUCCAGAACUCCGUCUGUAUCCCAUCAAGCCCAAGAAAGCUAAUCAAGUGAUUAGCUACAAUGGCUGGAACAGAGACGCACAUUCACUGAGAGCCUGGGCCAUGAGCUUUUUACCAAGAGCCUCUGUGGAUCUGAGCCCAGACACCUUUAAAUCCUUGGUCCUGUCUGGUCGGGAUCAUUGGGUCUUGGACUUCUACGCCCCUUGGUGUGGACCCUGCCAACACUUUGCCCCAGAAUUCGAGGUCCUGGCUCGGAUGCUGAAAGGGGAGGUGCGAGCUGGUAAAGUGGACUGCCAGGCCCAUCAUCAGCUCUGUCAAAUGGCUGGAAUCACUGCCUACCCGACGGUUCGGUUCUACCCACAUCUUCAAACAAGUAGGCGUGACCAAAAGGGAGAAUUUGUUAACAGUCGAGAUGCUAAGGUGAUUGCUGACAUCGUCAGAAAGAGACUACAGGAGAUGUUUCCACAGUCACAGAAAUCACCAAAGGAUGAGCUUUGAUGGGGGCUAGGAGGAUGGGAGACCGGGGGCGGGCAAUAUGAAGAAUCACUCUGCAACACUCCAUGAACACGGGACAAAACACUGGACUGUUACCUCUCUGACUUUUCAUUUUUCUCCUGUCUCAGAGGUUUGUAUUUACUCUAUGAGGUAAAACUAUGAGACACACACGAAUGUGUAAACUAAAUGGGUUUUUCUUGUUGGUGUUUUAAAGUUUUGGAAUAAAA
Messenger RNA from Synchiropus splendidus (mandarinfish), 2725 nucleotides. RefSeq names its product DnaJ (Hsp40) homolog, subfamily C, member 10 (gene dnajc10). NCBI's taxonomy places the organism in Eukaryota, Metazoa, Chordata, Actinopteri, Syngnathiformes, Callionymidae. The record is from RefSeq and is a predicted model, not a curated record. The coding region runs from base 117 to 2501 and encodes 794 amino acids. The transcript is spliced from 25 exons.